CUACACGCAACGAAACCCCAUGCUGGCUUCUUGUUUUUCGUGUUGUUAGUCAAGGGUGCCGCUCCCCAUCUACACCCACACAGCUACCCUCUACAGUGUAUGUCUGUACACCUACAUCUCUCCGUUGCACAGCAUCUCCCACGCCAGCACUGGAUUCGAUUCGUACACCUGGCGGUAGCUCAACAGCGUCACCCUCUCGACCAGCCACAGGACGUGAGGAGGUGGUGGCGGCAUGGAACUUGCGCUGCAACAAACACCAGACAAACACGGGGUGUGCCUCUGCCAGUCCGUUUCCCGUUUUCCCCUCUACCCGGGUGCAUAGGGGUCAGGGCCGGGAUGGGCGUAAGUCCUCUCCUCAUUCUCCUUGGCCCGGUCCUCAACCUCCUCGGUGCGGUCCUCAUCCUCCUCUGUGGACCACAUAAGGAGGACUGCAUAUUCGCUUUGCGAUGAUGCGAACAUACGGUAGCCUGAUCUGUGUUUUUGGACAGGACCACGUCAUUAUGAGGCCUCAGCCCCUUCCGACUAGCUGUCUCCUCACCCCCUUCCUCAUCAGCCACGAGCGAGCCUCUUGGUGCGCAGCUGUGUGGGUGGUUGUCGCAUAUCCUAAACCCUAGAAUUUCCAUUGUCUCCUAUGACUCUUUCAAGUGGGGCAAUCUCUGCAACAACGCAUCAGUCGGGGGGGGCUCUGCUACAUGAGUUCAAAUCAUAAUUCCCUAUACAGGACAGGUCGUGUGCA
Molecule: messenger RNA, 736 nt
Organism: Vitrella brassicaformis
Lineage: Eukaryota; Vitrellaceae
Source: the annotation of a GenBank genome assembly